AUGGCUCCUUACGACGACUCCUCUGACGAGGGUGAGGAUCUCGAGUUCACCGAGACCAAUGUCCUUCUCGGCUACGCCGACGCCGACUCCAACGGCGAGAAGAUCAGCCGCCUGGGUGGUGUUCCUGAAUGGCUCGAAGAGGACUCCCCGGCCUCGGCCGUCCUCGCCAAGUGCAAGGUCUGCAAGGACUACAUGGUACUCCUCCUCCAACUCAACGCCGAACUCCCCGACCGCUUCCCCGGCCACGAGCGCCGUCUCUACGUCUUUUCCUGCCGGAGGAAGAGUUGCCGCAGGAAGGAAGGCAGCAUCAGAGCCGUGAGGGGCGUCAGGGUGGCGGUGGAUGCGCCUGCGGCCAAGGAGGAUAAGAAGAAGGGUGCCCCAGUAGAGGAGAAGAAGGUGGAAAUGCCCAAGGCUUCUACCCUGGGGCUGGGUGAGGCUUUGUUUGGCGCGAAGCCGGUUACCGGAGCAAAGACCAACCCCUUUGCGACUGGCGGCGGUGGUAGUGGUUCGUCAGUCAACCCUUUUGCGCCCAAAGGGGCUGCGGCUGUAAAUCCGUUUGCGCCAAAUCAGGAGACGACAGAGAUAUCAAAGCCCGCGACGACAGAAACAACAACACCAACAACAACAGAACAGCAAAAACAAGAACAGGCCGAAAAGGACGAAAAGGACCUUCCCAAAACCUUCGCCCAGACCCUCAAUCUCAACAACACCCAACAACAGCAACUCCCCGCGCCCGCCCCCUCAGAGCCCUGGCCAACCGACGCCUCUGCCCUCCCGCCUCCCUACCCCGAACGCUGGAUCUGGGACGCCGACUACGAGACUCUCGACCCGACCCCGUCUCUCCCUCCCCAGAAAAUCGAAACAAUGGACAUCGACACCGAAGGCGCCGCCGGCGGGUCUGGAGGAGGAAAGGGUGGCGAGGACAAGGACGUCUUCGAGUCGACCAUGGACGCGGUCUUCCAGCGUUUCGCCGACCGCGUGGGCCAGAACCCAGAGCAAGUGAUCCGGUACGAGUUUGCCGGCCAGCCGUUGCUGUAUAGCAAGAACGAUGCCGUGGGCAAGCUUUGCACGUGCCCGCGGCUGCCGCGAACGAGAAGGUCAGCACCACGGCCAAGGGCAAGAUUCCGAGGUGUGGAAACUGUGGUGCUGGAAGGGUGUUUGAGGUCCAGCUCACGCCGCAUGCGAUCGAGGAGCUGGAGUGCGAGGAGGACUCGAUGGAUGGCAUGGAUUGGGGUACCAUCAUUGUCGGAGUGUGUGAGAAGGAUUGUAGCCCGCGGGGAACGGAGAGAGGCGUGGCUGGCUAUGUGGAGGAGUGGACGGGCGUGCAGUGGGAGGAGUUGA
Molecule: messenger RNA, 1341 nt
Organism: Sordaria macrospora k-hell
Lineage: Eukaryota; Fungi; Ascomycota; Sordariomycetes; Sordariales; Sordariaceae
Biological process (GO): maturation of SSU-rRNA
Cellular component (GO): cytoplasm
Source: RefSeq, a predicted model, not a curated record